Messenger RNA from Tripterygium wilfordii, 1138 nucleotides. Its product is annotated as protein ELF4-LIKE 3-like. Gene Ontology annotation, biological process: entrainment of circadian clock; positive regulation of circadian rhythm. NCBI's taxonomy places the organism in Eukaryota, Viridiplantae, Streptophyta, Magnoliopsida, Celastrales, Celastraceae. The coding region runs from base 482 to 832 and encodes 116 amino acids. The transcript has 4 exons. The record is from RefSeq and is a predicted model, not a curated record.
UUUGUUUGGACACACAGAGGGGACCGAGCGUGACUGUCAAAUCUACAUAUUCUUUCUCUCUUUCUUUUUUUCUCUCUCCAUCUUUCUCUGUUUCUCUCUAAAAUUAUCGUAAUUCUGCGCAGAGCUCCCUCCGGAGAUUCGAUUCGCAAUCGCCGAUCUGUUUCCUCGGCUUCCUCUCUUAAAUCUUUGUCUUCUCUCGCAGGAUCUAAUGUUCCAGAUUUUGAAGUAGCAGGAAGCUUGUUGCCUCAUCUUCUCUGCAUCAUUGACUGGUUUUUUGGGGUCUUUGGGAUUCUUCCUUGAAACUGAGUUUUAGAUCCCACUGUAAAGAAAAGGUUAGAACCCAUGAAGUCAUGAUUUCUACUCAGAACUUGUCUCAUUUGGCACAAAAUGCCUCAGGGAAUUUCAAAAUUUUGUCUGGGGUAUUGGAUUGUGUCUGGUUCUGAUUUGAUAGACUUUUUCUGACUCAACAAAGAAAGAUUAUAUGGAGGGUGACUCAUUCUCAGGGCUUGCCAAUGGUAUGGGUACCCAGAUUGAUGGCAAGGUCCUUCAGACAUUCCAAAAGAAUUUUGUUCAAGUCCAAAACAUUUUGGAUCAGAAUAGGCUGCUCAUCAAUGAAAUAAACCAGAACCAUGAAUCCAAGAUCCCUGACAACCUCAGCAGAAAUGUGGGUCUGAUCAGGGAGCUCAAUAAUAACAUCAGGAGAGUGGUUGACCUGUAUUCUGACCUAUCCAGCUCCUUCACCAAGUCCAUGGAUGGUUCUUCUGAGGGUGAUUCUAGUGGUGCUUUGAGAUCUGAUGGAAAAGGAGGCCACAAGAGAAAUAGGCCUGCAUAGAGAGACUUUCUGGUUCUUGAUUCUUUAUCAUGGUGGAAAGUAAAGGUUUUACAGAUGUGUUGAGGUAGAGUUGAACAUUAUUAGAUUCUGAGACCUUUUUUUGUAUCUUGUGAGUACUUUCUGUAGUUUGCUUACUCCCUACCAUUUCUUAGCGAAAUAAUCCCCAAAAUUUGCAAUCUCAUUGUAUGCCUGUACAACUGUGGAUCUAAUUGAAACCAAGCAUGUCUGUCUCAUCUGUUCAUUCCUUUCUGCUCCUGUUCUUCAUAAUGACUAAUGGAUAAUAAAAGUUCAAUUUUAUCCUCUUUC